This is a messenger RNA of Helianthus annuus (common sunflower), 1323 nucleotides long. RefSeq lists its product as uncharacterized. The transcript has a single exon. The record is from RefSeq and is a predicted model, not a curated record. Gene Ontology annotation, molecular function: nucleic acid binding; RNA-DNA hybrid ribonuclease activity. The coding region runs from base 1 to 1323 and encodes 440 amino acids. Lineage: Eukaryota; Viridiplantae; Streptophyta; Magnoliopsida; Asterales; Asteraceae.
AUGAAGGAAGAAGACGAAGAUAAAACCGCUUUCCGCACAGAUAAAGGCAUCUUCUGCUACACUAAAAUGCCCUUUGGCCUGCGCAAUGCUGGCGCAACUUAUCAACGAUUAAUGGACACAGUUUUCAACAGCGACAUCGGCAAGACAGUUGAAGUGUACAUGGAUGACCUCAUCAUCAUGAGCCAUGAGGAAGACUUAAUGCUCAACAAUAUUCAGCGUACAUUCGACUCUCUGCGCAGCGUAAACUUAAAACUCAACCCAACUAAAUGCUCAUUCGGCAUGGAAGAAGGAAAAUUUAUGGGCUUCAUAGUCACAAGGGAUGGCUUUAAAGUAAACCCAGAAAAAGUACAGGCUAUCCAGCAAAUGCCCUCACCCGCAACAAUAAAAGAAAUGCAAAGACUCGCCGGACGCUUAGCAGCCUUGAACAGAUUCUUGGCUAAUCAUGCGGCUAAAUCUUAUCCAUUUAUCAGUACGCUGCGAAACUGCGGGAAGAAAACCCCCUUUCAAUGGACACCUGAAGCAGAAGCAGCAUUCAAACAAAUAAUGUUUAAUUCAGUUACCAACGCUGACUGCGCCAAAAGAAAAAGAGCCACUAAUCUUAUACCUAUCAGCCGCGGAAGUAGCGGUAGGUGCAGUAUUAAUGGUGGAACGAGAAAACGUUCAGACUCCAAUUUACUAUAUCAGCAAAAUGCUCACCGGCCCAGAAACUCGUUACUCAAUGAUAGAAAAAUUGGUUCUAGCACUAGUGCACGCAUCCCGACGCUUGCGCAGGCAUUUCUCAGGCCACGUCAUCACGGUUCUCACAAAUUAUCAUUUAGGCCAAAUCUUGUCAAAACCCGAUGUGGGGGAAGAUUGGCUAAAUGGGCCAUAGAGCUGGGAGGAUACAAUAUCUUUUACAAGCCAAGACCAGCAAUCAAAGGGCAAGUUCUAGCAGACUUCGCUACUGAAGUGCCCAUCGAUAAAGUACAAGAAUGCAAGGCAAUCCAGAACCCUACACCUGUUUUCGAUGACAGAGUCUGGACCUUGCACACAGAUGGCGCUUCCAAUGAUGACGGAGCAGGAGCAGGCCUCCGAUUGGUCAGUCCGGACAAUCACGAGCUCACAUAUGCCAUACGCUUAGACUUGCAAAGUACCAACAAUGAAGCAGAAUACGAAGCAUUUUUAGCAGGCCUUCGUCUAGCGCUCAAAAUGGGGGCAAGAAACCUUGAGGCCAACGUUGAUUCAAAACUAGUAGCCGAGCAAGUUAACGGUCACUAUGAUGCAAAAGGAGAAGCUAUGGCAUUAUACCUUGAACAAGCACGGAUGUUAAUCAGCCAAUUCUAG